CCACACCUCCCAUGGACCACACGCGCACACGUGCACACGCACGAAACCUGCGCGCAGAUCUCAGCUGAGUUGCAGUGGCUUUGCAAGUGCCUUGGGCGUUGAUCGUGCUAGUAAAGACUGACAGCCAAGUGUGAGAGAACGCAACAGAAACGGGGCACUUUUUUAUCCAAUUUGCGUGUAAACUGAAGACAUGAACCAUUCCAAAUGUUUUUAGGAGAUACUUGUAUUACUUUUUCUCCUCAUAAAAACUUGCCAGACUCAACAGGCAGUUGCAGAAAGUGAGUUGAUGCCAUAAGAGGCUCGAUCGUCUUCAGCCACAGUCUUCUGCGUCUCCGCUCAGCAUGAACGGAACGUUUUUCAACCACACGAUGUUUACGCACGGCGUUCUGCUCAACCGCAGUCAGGAGCUCGCGGGGACUCUCGUUGACUGCUGCACGGGUAACGGGAGCGAAGUGACCGCAAACGACGGCGGCGGGUCUUUAGUUCUCGCUCACGACGAGCGCAAGCUGUUCGUUACGCGCGUGGUGCAGAUCGCGGUGUUAUGCGUUCUUUCACUCACGGUGAUGUUCGGGAUCUUCUUUCUCGGGUGCAACCUCAUGAUCAAGUCCGAAAGUAUGAUUAACUUCCUUGUCAAGGAACGGAGACCAUCCAAAGACGUCGAAGCGGUGAUGAUCGGACUGGGUUAGCCACGGGUGUCACCUGUAACCGGCCUGCAAUUAGCCUAUCCUCAGAUUGGGAGGCAGGAAGAUAUGCAACUUUUACGUUCACUCCCUUUGUGAAGAAAAUGUGGAUGAACUGUUCCUGAAACAAAGAUGACAGCUGCACGUUUACAAAAUAAGAAUGUAUUUAUUCAUGUUUACGUAGCUUUUUGUAGGUAUUUGAGGUCAGUUUGCAUGUGAUUUUUUACAGUGAAGUGUUUACACGUUUUUACCUCAUAAAAAGCAGAAUAGCCUAGCUACCUUCUGCAUUUAUUUGUAAAAUAAUGCGAACUAUGACUUUAGCGUCAGGGCGCUCGACGGUUCGUCUUGCCAAACGCAAAUUGUUUCUUUGGGCGCAAGAAAGUCCCUUAUUUAGAAUAUAGAACAAACAUUUUUUUUUGUCAUAAAGUACCGCGAUAACUAAUGAUUUAUUGACGCACCCGCACAAACUUCGUCAUAAUGGAAAGCGCAUGAGCUAUACGUGUUGUCGUGGUUCCUUCCUUGCCAGCUCAAUUUAGCGGUCGGUGUAGCCUAACUAUUAUUACUGAAAACCAUAAGUGAAACCUACAUAUAGUAGCCUAGCCUACUUCUAUAUGGGCAAAAAAUAUGUACAUUUAGUUUUGGGGUGGGGUAGGGGGGUUCAAGCCUUGGAGAAAUUCUGACUUCCCCAAACCCACCACCAGCCCGGUCUGUAUUAGACAAUCACUUCCAAAAGCAUGUUGUUUUGUGAACGCUGACUUUUGUACCUUGAAUCACAGGUGUUUUGAUUUUGAAGAUGUCAAAAUGUAUUUUUCUUGGAUGGGGGGGUGAUGCUCGUCUGUUGCGGCACUUGCACGUUUUCCAAAAUACUUCCCUGGUCGCAGCGGCUGACGUCUCUCCUUCUGCAUGCGCGGUGCUCGCUGUGUGUGUGUGUGUCAGACACUUUCUAAGUAACACCUCAAUGAAGCAUGGGAUAUUUUGUAAAAUUGACUUGCAAACAUGAAAUUGUGCAGCAUGCUUUGAAUAAAGUUGUUUAAACAUU
Messenger RNA from Pimephales promelas (fathead minnow), 1719 nucleotides. It is a transcript of the gene rprml, whose product is annotated as reprimo-like. The record is from RefSeq and is a predicted model, not a curated record. Lineage: Eukaryota; Metazoa; Chordata; Actinopteri; Cypriniformes; Leuciscidae.